AGAAAAGUUUGGUGUGAUACGAUAACAUCAGGCAAACUGAGUUGAUAAAUAGGACGGUAUACUGACUCGGAGCGGUAUUUGGUCGCGUGACGCCGAGGCGUGCGCAUCUAACCGAAUCGUUGGCACGGUGAGAGUUCACAUUGGUCAAAAAUCAAUUUUACAUUUGUCGCAUUCAAUUUUUCUGACAAAAUUCGGAUAGUAUCGAAAUAUAGUCGAGAGCUUAACAUCGAUAUGUUGAGAAAAUUAUUAAGCAAAUCUGGUCGCAGACUCCUCAGGGCUAUCAAGAAAUUAUCGACAAAAAGUCGCAAAGCAAAAAAGUCACGAAAUUUGAGUUCUUGGCACUCGACUAUACCGGAAUACGAAACGGAAUCUCUUUCAUGGUCUUUAUUAUCUCUGGAUACAAAAAGUAUCGAUACAUUCACAACUUAUGUUGCCGAUAAUUCCGAAGACAGCGUUUCGAUGUGUUGUUAUUGCGACGAAUACGAAGAGAAUCAACGGAAUGAAAACAUAGAAAACGAAAUGAUGAUCUAACAUACGACGAUAUUACGAUGAAUAUUUCAUCCAUAUAAUUAUUUUUAUCUUUUUUUUUCACUAAUACAACUUCGAGAUAUUUCAUCUCAAAAAUAUGUAUCUACUAUGAAAAGAUCGACGAGAAACAUCGAGGACGUUUGCAAUCCAUUUUAUAAAAUAGUCGAAUGCGUUUAAUUAUUUUAUGAGAUAUAUAUAUUUUCAUAAAGAUUCUUUUGAGAGGACCAUAAAAAAUCACAUUCUUUUAUCAAACGUAAAUAAGAUACUUUUUUUUAAAUAAUGAUUAAUACAACGAACCGUUUAAGAGGUUAUAUUUUUUCGUAAUAGGUUAAUGCGUUUUUCAAAAUGAUAUUAUACUAUUAUAAAUAUGCACACAUUUUAAAUUAAGCUUAUUAUAUAAGUAUUUUUAUUUAUGAUAUUGAAUUAUUUAUAUAAAAGGUAAAAGACGAUAUACGUAUACCUAUCAAUUUUAUCACAGAACGAUUAUAUGUAUAUCACGAUUUAUAUAUUAGUUUUUUUGCUUAGUACUUAUUUAUUUAUCAUUUCAAUUUGAUAAAUACUUUAAUCGUUUAAUCAUAAGAGAGAAAAGAGGAAAAGUGCAGAAAGAAAAGAACGUUUCUUAUCUUCUUCUAUUGUUUUAAAAACUAUCGAUGUACGCGUAUGUAUAUACGAAUUAUCUGUCGAUAAUCUGUUACCAGCGAGGUAAUUUUAAGAUAUUAAGAUAUUCGUCGUUGAAAAUAUUUUCCGUGAAAAUAUUAUAUUUUCUCACACGAUGUACAUAAAAAUAUCACUGUUGUAGUAGAAUAGAUUUAAUUUUGAAAAUUUCACUAUUUAA
Molecule: messenger RNA, 1363 nt
Organism: Apis dorsata (giant honeybee)
Lineage: Eukaryota; Metazoa; Arthropoda; Insecta; Hymenoptera; Apidae
Exons: 2
Coding region: 232-531 (99 amino acids)
Source: RefSeq, a predicted model, not a curated record